Messenger RNA from Alternaria atra, 1008 nucleotides. RefSeq lists its product as uncharacterized. The coding region runs from base 1 to 1008 and encodes 335 amino acids. The record is from RefSeq and is a predicted model, not a curated record. The transcript is spliced from 4 exons. Lineage: Eukaryota; Fungi; Ascomycota; Dothideomycetes; Pleosporales; Pleosporaceae.
AUGGGCCGACAAGCUUAUCUGGACAAGAUCGCAUUCGGACGGUCGGCCUUUGAGCCCACACAAUCCGCCUCGCAGUCGACAGAAUACGUUCAACUUGAGUCGUCGCAAGCUGAAAUCCCACGGCGUUACCACGAGGCCACGGCCAACAACUACGUGCAGCUCUACGACGAACGCGGCAACCCCAUCAACCCCCGCUCCCACCAAUAUGGCAAGAAGCUUAGAGGCGCUCAGAACGAUGUGCUGGCAUCCGUCGGCGUAGUCGAGAGGAGACACUCUCCUGCUGAGGGGUUUCCGGGACCCAGUGAAGAGCGCCUCGAGCUGCUCGAGGCUGAGGAUACAGUUGGAAAUGCCAUGGCAUUGGUUACCACGCUUACGGAGAAUCUGUGUACGUGGUGGGUAGGCACCAUCAGGGAGAGGAUUCUGACAUUUCGCUAUCCCCAUGUCCUCACCUUUGGCCAGAUCGCGGCUUCCGAGCAUGCCUUCUCUGGCGCUUCGAUGGUCUAUGCUGGCUUCGCCCCCCGCGUGUUUGCGACCAUGAACACCCAAGCGAUCGUGUAUAGCACCUUUGUCUAUCAACCCGUGGAGCGUUUGCUGUAUGCAACACGUGCAAGCGCAAAGACACGGAACUUGUUCCGACGAGCCAAGACAGUCAUCAAAUCUAGUUUUCGCUUGGGCCUUGAGGUUCUGUUCUACCCGUUCUUCUACCACGCCGCUUUGCAACGCCUUGGGCUGGUCCCCGCUCGCCCACUGCUGCCAACCUGGACAAGUCUCAUUCCCUACUCAAGCUCAUCGCCUCUACUGCCAUCCUCCUUGCAAUACAAUGCCUUCAACUCCAUCACGGACUGUAUUGGAGCAGUACUGGCUUCGCCCGUUAUUCUUUAUGUGCUGAACACUCAAUCGAACGCUGGAUCUACGCUUGUGUCUAUGAAGCAGUCGAGACAGCCAUCAUCCGUCCUGACAAGCCCGACAUACCCAGUCGAGACGCCAAUGGGAAAGACCGUGCUUUGA